AUGAACGCUUGCCAUUGCACCCCUGCAGACCACGAUUACGAACUUAGGCGGGAUAUACUCCCUCAGCGUCCUGCCCUUGUGGACGAGAACUUGGCUAGGCAACUGUUCGCCGGGUCAUACCCUUCAGUCUUUUUCGGAAGGGGUUUGUCCAUCGAUGCGCUCAGCCGGACAAAUAAUUUCGAAGAAAUCGCCAAUAUGAUGAGAGAUCCUGGCUGGGACAAGCCGUUCGACCAGGUUCGGGUUGGCAAUGACCACAAAAUACUGGUGAAAGUAAAUUGGCCCGAUCACGAUCCUCUAGAUACGGCACACGGAGAAUACGUACCUCUCGAGGCCGCGAACCGUCCUGGAAUUCCUUCCACUAAAGCCCAGCUUGCUCUCCUCGUUGGUCAGGUUGUUAUGAGGGCGAUGGAGCGAGUCAAAAACAACCGUCCUGGAGACCACCGCUGCUGGGCGGUGAGCACAAAUGAAGAAGACGGCCUCACAAAGCGCUGCGUCUACCUGUACGCCAUUCACCACGUCGGCGGGUUCACUUAUCAACCCGAGCUCCAAGUCUAA
Fomitopsis serialis is the source of this 555-nucleotide messenger RNA. RefSeq lists its product as uncharacterized. NCBI's taxonomy places the organism in Eukaryota, Fungi, Basidiomycota, Agaricomycetes, Polyporales, Fomitopsidaceae. The record is from RefSeq and is a predicted model, not a curated record. The transcript has 3 exons. The coding region runs from base 1 to 555 and encodes 184 amino acids.